Pezoporus flaviventris is the source of this 3526-nucleotide messenger RNA. It is a transcript of the gene SUB1, whose product is annotated as SUB1 regulator of transcription. The coding region runs from base 86 to 469 and encodes 127 amino acids. Lineage: Eukaryota; Metazoa; Chordata; Aves; Psittaciformes; Psittacidae. Gene Ontology annotation, biological process: positive regulation of transcription initiation by RNA polymerase II. The transcript has 4 exons. The record is from RefSeq and is a predicted model, not a curated record. Gene Ontology annotation, molecular function: DNA binding; transcription coactivator activity. Gene Ontology annotation, cellular component: nucleus; transcription regulator complex.
UACAAACAGGUUUGCAGAUGGCUUUUCAGCCAUAAAGGGAUAUAGUUCUUUUGCAGGGUUCUAAUGUUAUUUUUCUCUUCCUAGAAUGCCUAAAUCAAAGGAACUUGUGUCGUCAAGCUCAUCUGCCAGUGAUUCAGAUAGUGAAGUUGACAAAAAGGCAAAGAGGAAAACACAAGCAACUCCAGAAAAACCUGUAAAGAAACAAAAGACUGGAGAAAGUUCAAAAGGUGCUGCAGCUUCUUCUAAGCAAAGCAGUACCACAGAUGAAAAUAUGUUUCAGAUUGGCAAAAUGAGAUAUGUCAGUGUUCGUGACUUUAAAGGGAAAGUCUUAAUUGAUAUUAGAGAAUAUUGGAUGGAUCAAGAAGGUGAAAUGAAGCCUGGCAGAAAAGGUAUUUCUUUAAAUCCAGAACAAUGGAACCAGCUGAAGGAACAGAUUUCUGAUAUUGAUGAUGCAGUAAGAAAACUUUAAAGAGAGCCAUACAGAAACAUGUAUCACUUCAGUUGUUCUAAGCAGUCUUUUUGCAUUGGCUUUAGUUUUCUAAAACAUUGUUUUCCAAGCUAUUGUAUAUUUGGAUUGCAAAACAAUUUGUAAGAUGAAUACUUUUUUUAUGUGCAUUAAAAGUGUAUUUUGAGUGAGGCUAUUUGUGUAUACUUUACUAAAAGGAAACGUGUUGCAUUUGCCUCAUGAUGUAAAAUAAAUAAUAUGCAAAGGAUACUUGUUCAUGGCCUUUUGAUUGAAGGUAUUUGCUGAUAAGGCCACCUAAUAGCUUUAGUCUUUAUUUUAGUUUCAGUUUAGUUAGCAGUUUAGUUUGUUUUCUGAGGACAUUUCUUAAAAUGUCUCCAUUUAAAUUUUUCUUUUAUUUCAUACUCCAUGGUAUUGUCCUGACAGUUUUCUGCUCUAAGACUUGAUACAAACAGCAAAUACUUGGUAAAACACAUUUUUGUAGAUAAUUUUCAAUACGGUAUUUGUUAAUUUACCGUAUUUAUUCUGAUGUAAACAGUCCUGAGUAUAGACUUUUUGCAUUACUUGCAUGAAGUGUUAUGCUAAACAAUAACACUUGAACACAAGCCACAUGCUGUUUCUUCUAAUUCUUUCUCUAGCUUGCUUGACUUAGAAAAUAAAAUUAGCCUUUUUUCUUGGACCCUAGAUUUUAGAAUGUGAUGCAUAAACUUUUACAGUAAUAGACAUAUACCUCAGAGUAAGAUAGUAUUGAAAAGCUCCAGAUGUGGUUAUUACGUACCCUUUUCAAGCUUUGCAUUAGAUCAUUCUUGAACACACUAACUAGUCAGCUACAGAAAAGAACAGUUAACCUGUAUUUGUUCAUUUGAGUGUACUGCAUAAACAAAGAUGCUUAAACUAGGCUGUAACACAGGUUAACAGUUAAACAGUAUUAAAACUUCCUCAGCCAAAAUGGUCUGGCUACCAUAGAAUCAUAGGACUGUUUGGGUUGGAAGGGACCUUAAAUAUCAUCUACUUCCACCUGCCCUGCAUGGUUGCUUUCCACUAGACCAGGUUGCUCUGUGCCCUUUCCAGCCUGGCUGUGAGCACUGCCAGGGAUGGAGCAUUCGCUCUGUCCAUACUGCCUGCCCAAACCACUUACCUUGCUUUGUGUGGCUUACAUGUACACAACUGGUUUAUCUUUUGUACAGAAGAUACUUGGCACUUACAGCGGAGCACUGGUGCAUAGUGCAUCAUGACUAUAGUGGACUUCGCUGUCAACCAUUGUACUGUUCUGAUGAGCUGCUGCCCAGUGGAAGCUCUGUUAGACCAGAUGCUGCCCCAUUUGAAGGGGCUUCUUGAUAGCUGUCACAAACAAUGGGAUGAAGAAGGGAGAAUAUGAUGUUUGAGUAGAACUUGGAGAGAUAAGGGUACACCAGUACGGAAGUUAAUAGUGAAAGAUCAAAGUUAGCUGACAUAAUGCCUACAGUGAAGGCAUGUACAUAAGCAUAAUAGGAGGAGAGUUUAUUUUCUGACUUAGUUCAGUUAAUCGAAGGAAGAAGAUGAAUCCACUUCAUAAGAACUGACAUUUCAAGACUACGUAGUGAAUGUACUACCUAAUUGGUUUGGCUGUAAUUUUCUCAUUCAGUGUUAAUGUAGUUUUCAAGUUUUGUACAGACAGAAUUUAGUAUUUAAUUCUGGAAUAUCUUCAUAGGAUCGGUUUUAUUGCAGUCAUGCAUGGAUGUGCAUACACAGACUGUUCCUGUGUUGCACAGUUUUAAUCCAAUGCAAAUAUUUGUUGAAGGGUGAGGAAGGGUGGCUUCAUCAAAUUAAAUACAUAUUGUUAAGUUUAAUAUUAUGUCAGAUACCUCUGCCUGCUCUUUAACGUACCCGUUGUUGGCAUAUUGAAAGUUAAGAUUGUUUUUUGUACAGCUCAGGAAAUUUCGAGUUUUUAAGAACUGCUUAAGAGUGAAUAAAAGGGUAAAGAGGCGUUUUGUGGGAGCAAAUGCAUUUUUGAGCACAACAUUAUUCUUUGAGUGUCUCUUAAAUGUAGGGAUCUUUGGACAAAUAGAAUAAAUAUGAAAUAUGCUAAAAUUUCACAGAUGAGUGAAUGAAAUAAAUUCCUUCAGAUCGCUAUCAACAGGUUCUAGGUGUUUGCGGUAUGUACGUAUGAUUUUUUUUUUUCUUUAAAUCUGAAAUUUUUUUAGCCAGGUUUCACCCAUUUUACCUCAAUACUUUCACAUGACUACUCCAAAGCACAUGAUUAUGUUAGAGGGAAUGUUGUCCUCACUUUGAUUGCUGUGGUAGCAGGUCAUUGGAUGCCAGCUGUCUAUCAGAGAAUAUGAUAGUGUUCAGGAUGGUGGAGAAUUAAAUUCAUUAAUUUGAGUGGGAGUAAGUGAAAAGCUUUUAAUAUAGUGAUUGGUAGUGAUUCGUCAUGAAAUUGUCUAGGGCUGUAGUCUUUCUAAUUUGAGAAGAAAAUUCAGACUUUCUUGAAUAAAGACUUCUCUUGCAGACAAAAGGGUAGUUAGGGACAUGUAGAAGAAGAUGGUGCAUGUAUGAAAAGGCUGUGUAAUAAGAGAUAAAAACACUGCUCCCUUUCCUAUUAAGGUAGCAAAAGAAAGAUGCAUUUGGUUCUUGAUAUUUAUGUGGGACAUAUUAGCAAUAUGUUUUACAAGUUAAACCUAUUGUGGAGCUUAGGAGGGAAAAUUCAUCACAGUUAGAGCUGCCAAAGUACCAUAUGUGUGAUAUAUCAUGUACAAUGUUGCUCUUAUGUGGAGAUGUUCAUAUUGAAAUUAAACAAAUGCAGUACUAAGUCUGAUAUUUCUGUUAAAGGAAAUGAUCCAGUUACAUACUCUUUAUGUGAUCUGUUAGCAAAAAAAUUGAUUAUUGUACUUCUGGUAACACACAUGUCAUUGUUAACCAUGUGGAAUGUUUCAUGUUUUGCUCUGGUGGUAUCUGCUGCAGAGAGGCCACUGGGAAUAUGAGCCCUCCAACUGUAAUUACCUUAAUGUUCAAAUAAAAAAAUAGUUAAAUGGCAUACAUGUAAUAACAACUUGAAUGUGUGGAAAUAAAUGAAGACUUCCGUUG